AUGGCUGCAACAGCCAUUUCCAAGGCAAGAGCCGACGCAUUGCUCACAGAGCUGAGCCAAGGUUUUGGUGCCAGAUCCUUCCAGAGGAAAAUCCAGCUGCUGGCGGAGAAGUCGGAGUGCGGAAAGCCAAAGGAGCUCGCCCAAGUGCCUGGCAUGCAGAGCUUGGCUAAGCGAGUGUACUGUGAGGUCUUUCAGCGCUACGGCUUCAGCAGCGACGACUCGUUGGUUGUUGUGUUGGAGAGCCUGUUGGCCGUCCAUCCGCAAUUGAAGGCGCAGGUCAAUCAGCUUUGGCAGGUUCUGGGGCUUCAUAGGGACGAGGACUGGCAACCGGGCGCCGAGAUGGACAUCUCGCAGCUCACGGUGUCCAUGGUCUCAGAGGUUUUGGCCGGUGACGUCCUGGACAUCCGCAGCUCGCGGGAGCGACAGUUGCUGCGCCUGGGAAACACUGGCACCGGCACGCCCGAAGCUCACAGCGCGGCGGCCAAGUCUGCGUUGGAGGCCAAGGUCUUGAAGCAGAUGAUUUGGUGGAAGGCAGCGCCGGAAGAUGUGCAGAGGAGGACCCAGACCCCGGAUAAGAACAUGACGGUGGCAGAUGUUUGGACGCUGGAGGGCGAGCACAUUCCAUCUCAUAUGGUUCGCAACGGGCACUUGCUUCAUGUGGAGGAGUACCCAGCGCAGGGAGACAUUUUGUCGGUGGCAGCAGCCCAUGCUAAGCGCGAGCAGCUGCGGGAGCUGCAGGCCAUGCUGACGGAGACGGAAGGCAAGCCGGACAAGCCGAACAAGCCGGACAAGGCCAAGAACGCUGGAUCAGCUGGAUCUGGCGCCGUGGCACUGGCGCUGUUGGCCGGGGUCUUCGUGGUGCUGUCACUUGGCGUUUGGAAGCUGAGCCAGCAGGCGAAGCGCAAGGCCAAGAGCACGUAA
Effrenium voratum is the source of this 921-nucleotide messenger RNA. NCBI's taxonomy places the organism in Eukaryota, Dinophyceae, Suessiales, Symbiodiniaceae. The record is from the annotation of a GenBank genome assembly.